Gossypium raimondii (Peruvian cotton) is the source of this 4495-nucleotide messenger RNA. RefSeq names its product ABC transporter D family member 1. Gene Ontology annotation, biological process: long-chain fatty acid import into peroxisome; fatty acid beta-oxidation; very long-chain fatty acid catabolic process. Gene Ontology annotation, molecular function: long-chain fatty acid transmembrane transporter activity; ATP binding; ABC-type transporter activity. The record is from RefSeq and is a predicted model, not a curated record. The coding region runs from base 1 to 4056 and encodes 1351 amino acids. Gene Ontology annotation, cellular component: peroxisomal membrane. NCBI's taxonomy places the organism in Eukaryota, Viridiplantae, Streptophyta, Magnoliopsida, Malvales, Malvaceae. The transcript is spliced from 25 exons.
AUGUGCCUGGUUAGUUGGGGUCCACCUUCAGCAAUGCCAUCUCUUCAACUGUUGCAGUUAACCGAGCAUGGCCAAAAUCUUCUGGCCUCUAGGAGGAAGACACUACUGCUUGGUUCUGGUAUUGUGGCUGCUGGUGGAGCUGUUGCUUAUUUACAAUCACGGUUUAGUAGUAAAAAGCCUGAUUCACCUGGUCAUUACAAUGGGACCCGAGAUAAAAGAGAAAAUUCAGAUAAGGUCCUUAAAAAGAAUAAUAAUGUAAAUAGAACUAGAAAAAAGAAAGGUGGAUUAAAUUCCCUUCAGGUUUUAGUAGCAUUUCUUUUAUCCAAGAUGGGCAAAGUUGGUGCAAGAGAUCUUUUGGCUUUGGUGGGCACUGUGGUGCUGAGAACGGCUUUGAGCAAUAGAUUAGCAAAAGUUCAGGGAUUUCUAUUCCGUACUGUUUUUCUCCAGAAUGUACCAUCAUUCUUCCGGCUAAUCUCUGAAAAUAUUCUUUUGAGCUUUCUUCUGUCAACCAUUCAUUCUACUUCAAAGUACAUAACUGGUAUCCUAAGUCUGAGGUUCAGGAAAAUACUGACGAAACUCAUCCAUGCACAUUACUUUGAGAACAUGGCAUAUUACAAAAUAUCACACGUUGAUGGACGGGUACGGAAUCCUGAGCAACAGAUUGCUAGUGACAUACCAAGAUUCUGUUCGGAGUUAAGUGAGCUUUUACUGGAUGAUUUGACAGCAGUUACUGACUGUCUUGUUUAUACUUGGUCUCUUUGUUCUUAUGCUGGCCCAAAAUACUUUUUCUGGAUAUUGGGAUUUAUUCUGGGAGCAGGAGCUGGCAUAAAAAACUUCUCUCCUGCUUUUGGGAAACUAACGUCAAAAGAACAACAGUUGGAAGGAGAAUACAGACAGCUUCAUUCAAGGUUAAGGGUCCAUGCAGAAAGUAUAGCAUUUUAUGGUGGAGAAAGUAGAGAAGAGUCUUAUAUUCAACAGAAGUUUAAGACUCUUGUUAGGCACUUGAGGGUUGUACUUCAUGACCAUUGGUGGUUUGGCAUGAUUCAAGAUUUCUUGUUGAAGUAUCUUGCUGCUACUUUUGUUGUUGUCUUGAUUAUUGAGCCUUUCUUUGCUGGCCAUCUUAGACCUGACUCUUCAAUAUUGGGACGGGCAGAGAUGUUUAGCAAUUUAAGAUAUCACAUCGGUGUUGUAAUUCCACUAUUUUUGGCCCUGGGUACCCUUUCUAUAAGUUCAAGACGGGUAAAUCGUCUCAGUGGUUAUGCUGACCGUAUUCAUGAGCUAAUGCUUAUAUCAAGAGAGCUAAGUGCUGAUGAUAAAAAAGCAUCCCUGCAAAAAGCUGGAAGUAUAAAUUACUUAACUGAAGCUAACUUUGUUGAGUUUUCCCGUGUCAAGGUUGUCACUCCAACCGGGAAUGUUUUGGUGAAGGAUCUCUCUCUGAGGGUUGAAUCAGGAUCUAAUCUUUUAAUUACAGGUCCAAAUGGCAGUGGGAAGAGUUCCCUUUUUCGGGUUUUAGGUGGCCUUUGGCCACUGGUAUCUGGCCAUAUUGUGAAACCUGGAGUUGGUUCUGAUCUUAAUAAAGAAAUAUUCUAUGUGCCACAAAGACCAUAUACAGCUGUUGGAACCCUUCGCGACCAGUUAAUCUAUCCUCUUACAGCAGAUCAGGAGGUUGAGCCUCUUACACAUAGUGGAAUGGUGGAGCUAUUGAAAAAUGUUGACCUUGAGUACCUAUUGGAUCGUUACCCACCUGAGAAAGAGGUUAACUGGGGAGAUGAACUCUCUCUUGGGGAGCAACAGAAAUUGGGAAUGGCUAGACUGUUCUACCAUAAGCCUAAAUUUGCAAUUCUUGAUGAGUGCACAAGUGCUGUGACAACUGAUAUGGAGGAAAGGUUUUGUGCUAAAAUUAGAGCCAUGGGUACAUCAUGCAUAACCAUAUCACAUCGUCCAGCACUAGUGGCAUUCCAUGAUGUGGUUUUGUCCUUGGAUGGGGAAGGAGGAUGGAAAGUUCAUUACAAAAGAGAGGACUCCUUGUUAGAAAGUGAAGGUGGGAUGGAUUUGACUAAACUUUCUGUGACAGACCGCCAAAAUGAUGCAAUCACUGUUCAACGGGCAUUCACUGCAGCUAAAAAGGAAUUUGCAUUCUCAAAUCCAAAGACUCAACCAUAUGUAUCAGAGCUCAUAGCAGCAUCACCCUCUUUGAGUCAUGAUGUUAAGUUACCUGUGGUUCCUCAACUCCAGAGGACUCCAAGAGUACUGUCUUCAAGGGUAGCUGCCAUGUUUAAAGUACUGGUACCUACCGUAUUUGACAAACAAGGGGCUCAACUACUUGCCGUUGCUUUUCUUGUUGCCACAAGAACAUGGUUAUCAGAUCAGAUUGCGACAUUAAAUGGAACUACUGUGAAGUAUGUUUUGGAGCAGGAUAAGGCAGGAUUUAUACGAUUAAUGAGUAUAAGUGUCCUUCAAAGUGCCGCAUCUGCUGUCAUUGCUCCUUCCUUGAGGCACUUGACAGCUACCCUGGCCCUUGGAUGGAGGAUUAGAUUGACUCAACAUUUGCUGAAGAACUACUUAAGAAAUAAUGCAUUUUACCAGGUCUUUCAAAUGUCGAGCAAAAAUAUUGAUGCAGAUCAAAGAAUUACUGAUGAUCUUGAAAAGUUAACAACUGAUUUAUCGGGGUUGGUUACCGGAAUGGUAAAGCCAUCUGUUGACAUUUUGUGGUUCACAUGGAGAAUGAAGCUAUUAACAGGAAGAAGGGGCGUUAGCAUUUUGUAUGCAUACAUGUUGCUUGGUCUGGGUUUGCUAAGGACUGCUACUCCUGAUUUUGGUGAUUUGACAAGUCGAGAACAACAACUUGAGGGAACCUUUAGGUUCAUGCACGAAAGACUGCGGACUCAUGCUGAGUCUAUUGCUUUCUUUGGAGGCGGUGCUCGAGAAAAAGCUAUGGUCGAGUCAAGAUUUAGGGAUCUUCUUGAUCACUCUUCAUUACUUUUAAAGAAGAAAUGGCAGUUCGGUAUACUUGACGAUUUUGUCACAAAACAAUUUCCACAUAUAGUUACCUGGGGUUUGAGCUUAUUAUAUACCUUAGAUCACAAGGGGGACCGAUCCUUAGUUUCUACUCAAAUUGAGCUUGGACAUGGAAUACGAUUCCUGGCAUCUGUUGUGUCUCAAAGCUUUUUAGCCUUUGGUGACAUCAUGGAGUUGAAUAGAAAGUUCCUGGAGCUAUCCGGAAGCAUCAACCGAGUUUUUGAGCUUGAAGAGCUUGUUGAUGCUGUUCAGUCUGGGGACUUGAGGACUGAUAAGGUGUUACAGUCUCAUGGGAAUGAUCUCUAUGCUGGAGAUGUUAUUUCUUUUUGCGAUGUCGAUAUAGUUACUCCAUCAGAGAAGCUGUUGGCUAGGCAGUUGACAUGUGAUGUAGUACCUGGAAAAAAUCUGCUUGUUACUGGUCCGAACGGGAGCGGGAAAAGUUCCGUCUUCAGAGUACUUCGAGGUCUAUGGCCCGUUAUGAGUGGAAGGCUUUAUAAACCAUCACACCAUUUGGACAAAGAGGAUAUUUCCGGUUGUGGCGUCUUCUAUGUUCCUCAGAAACCAUAUACAUGCUUGGGAACUUUAAGGGAUCAAAUCAUAUAUCCGCUCUCUCAUGAAGAAGCAGAGCUGAAGGAAUUAAAGUUGUAUGGAAAAGGUAAAAGCUCAGCUGACACCACAAACAUUCUCGAUGCACGUCUGCAAAACAUUCUCGAAAAUGUUCGAUUGAAUUAUCUUUUGGAAAGGGAUGAAAGUGGUUGGGAUGCUAAUCUCAGUUGGGAAGACAUCCUUUCACUUGGAGAACAGCAAAGAUUAGGCAUGGCACGGUUAUUCUUCCACAAGCCUAAAUUCGGUAUCCUAGAUGAGUGCACAAAUGCCACGAGCGUCGACGUUGAGGAACAACUUUAUAGACUGGCCAAACAUUUGGGCAUAACUGUUAUUACCUCAUCACAGCGGCCUGCUCUAAUACCAUUCCAUGCUUUGGAGUUGCGAUUUGUCGAUGGUGAGGGUAACUGGGAGCUUCGCUCGAUCGAGCAGUGAUUAACGUUCUGUUUGUGUGCUGUACGAUGUUUUGAACAAGAACUGGGGGAAACUCGAACCCGAAUUUGCAGUUUCAUUGAAUCGGUUAAGCGACUGGAUAAAUCUCUUUAUCAUGGUCAGAAGGAGGAGCAAGCCAAAGCCGGUGCCGGGUUCUGGUAAUAUCAUAAUUUUCCCCUGAAAAUUAUUUACUUUGUAUUGUAUACCACAGGCUGUCGUGUUGCUCAACGCAUGAGGUUGAGACAAAAGGAGAAGCAAAUUAGAUCAAAGAUUAUUGAAAAAGCAUAAAGAAAAUUUUCAUUUAAAGGUUUUUCAUUUUUCUACCCCUAUCUUUUUUUAACUUUUUUUUCCCAUUUGUGGGGGUAAAAUCCGUGGUCCUUCAUGUUGAAAUAAUUUCUCCAUUAUUGUCAUUAUUUCUAUAAAAAAAAUUUCAUGUGGUUUA